This is a messenger RNA of Arachis duranensis, 780 nucleotides long. RefSeq lists its product as uncharacterized. The transcript has 3 exons. Gene Ontology annotation, molecular function: nucleic acid binding. The record is from RefSeq and is a predicted model, not a curated record. Lineage: Eukaryota; Viridiplantae; Streptophyta; Magnoliopsida; Fabales; Fabaceae. Bases 1 to 780 code for a protein of 259 amino acids.
AUGUGUGAUGCCUCCAAUUACGCCGUAGGUGCGGUGCUGGCUCAGCGCGAUGCUGUGGAUUAUGUUUCUAAAUGGGUGAAAACUAUACCUACCCGUAUUGAUGAUACUAACACUGUUGUUUCCUUUGUUGCAAUAGCUUACCAUCCCCAGACCAAUGGACAAGCCGAGGUCUCUAAUAGAGAGAUAAAGUGUAUCCUGGAGAAAGUCGUCAAGCCCCAUAGAAAGGACUGGAGUUCCAGGCUUGCAGAUGUGCUUUGGGCUUAUCGGACAGCAUACAAGACACCAAUCGGAAUGAGUCCCUUCCGCUUAGUCUACGGAAAGGCAUGUCACCUCCUAGUGGAGAUAGAAUACAAAGCCUUCUGGGUAGUGCGGGAAUGCAACAUGGGAUUUGAGAAAAUCGGAUCUAAGAGGAAGUUACAUCUACAGGAGCUAGAAUGCCUUCUACUGGAAGCAUACGAGAACUCCAGGCUAUACAAGGAGAAUGUGAGGGCUGUUCAUGACAAGAAUAUAAAGCACAGAGAGUUCAGAGCUGGUGAGUUAGUUCUCCUUUACAACUCCAGGUUGAGACUCAUGCCAGACAAGCUGAGAUCAAGGUGGGAAGGCCCUUACAGGGUAGAAAAGGCUGAACUAUAUGGCGUCUUCCAUCUGCGCCAUCCCUCAAGCCCCAAAAUUCUCAAGGUUAAUGGCCACCGCUUAAAGCUAUACAAUGGUGAGAAGACGAGGGACAACAAAGAGCUAGAAAUCUUCCUCUUGGAAGACCUACCAACAGUAGAAAACUGA